This is a messenger RNA of Aspergillus fischeri NRRL 181, 1305 nucleotides long. RefSeq names its product transcription factor HAC1 (gene hacA). The record is from RefSeq and is a predicted model, not a curated record. The coding region runs from base 1 to 1305 and encodes 434 amino acids. Gene Ontology annotation, biological process: positive regulation of transcription by RNA polymerase II. Lineage: Eukaryota; Fungi; Ascomycota; Eurotiomycetes; Eurotiales; Aspergillaceae. Gene Ontology annotation, molecular function: DNA-binding transcription factor activity, RNA polymerase II-specific. The transcript is spliced from 2 exons.
AUGGAAGACAACUUCGCUUCAGUUGUAGAGUCCUUGUCUGGUACACCAGCACCGGCUAUCCCGCUACUCACAGUCUCGCCUGCGGAUACAUCGUUGAAUACGCCAGAGACCAAAGUGCAGGAGACAAAAACAGAGGAGAAGAAGCCACCUAAGAAACGGAAGUCAUGGGGACAGGAGCUACCCAUUCCAAAGACCAACUUGCCUCCAAGAAAACGGGCCAAGACAGAAGAUGAAAAGGAACAGCGUCGCAUCGAGCGCGUUCUCCGAAACCGUGCGGCGGCACAGACGUCUCGCGAGCGCAAGAGACUUGAAAUGGAGAAGUUGGAGAACGAGAAGAUUCAGAUGGAACAGCAAAAUCAAUUCCUUCUCCAGCGUCUGUCACAGAUGGAAGCUGAGAACAAUCGAUUGAGCCAACAACUCGCCCAGUUGACUGCCGAGGUUCGAGGCUCUCGUAACAGCACUCCGAAGCCCGGUUCUCCUGCCACAGCAUCUCCAACUCUCACACCUACCUUGUUCAAGCAAGAGGGUGAUGAGCUUCCUCUUGAACGAAUUCCAUUUCCCACUCCCUCAAUCACUGAUUACUCGCCAACCCUAAAGCCUUCCAGUCUGGCUGAGUCCUCCGACGUGACACAACAUCCUGCAGCGGUGUUGUGCGACCUGCAGUGUCAGUUGGCGGACUCGAAGGACCUGGAAGUGCCCUCCCGCUCUUUGACCUCGGCUCUGGCGUGGAACAUGACGCUGCAAAUGACAUUGCAGCUCCUCUUUCUGACGAUGACUUCCACCGCCUAUUCAACGGUGAUUCAUCCACUGAGCCAGAUUCUUCGGUCAUUGAAGACGGGUUCUCCUUUGACAUUCUCGACUCAGGAGAUCUAUCAGCAUUUCCAUUUGAUUCUAUGGUUAAUUUCGACUCCGAGCCUGUCGCCCUCGAAGGCAUCGAGCCGGCCCACCAUCUUCCGAAUGAGACUUCUUACCAGACUUCUAGCUUGCAACCCAGCCUUGGCGCGUCCACUUCGCGAUGCGACGGGCAGGGCAUUGCAGCUGGCUGUUAGUGAGAAUGUCUCUCGGGGAACUUGGUCCGCCGGUGAUGACGCGGGCCGACUGCACUGGGAGUCGUUGUUGACCUUGGCUUGGGCGAUAGAUCGCUUUGAGCGAACGAGAGGUCAAAGACGAAUUCUCUUCGCGAAAUUAGAGCGAGGUGCGCGGCGUGAUACUUUGGGCAACCGCCACAGGAGUCCACGGAGUUCAUGGAGUUCAAAGCGAUUGAGCGAGACGUUGACGUCUCUGCUGAUGGGUAAGGACCGAUGA